Molecule: messenger RNA, 528 nt
Organism: Prorocentrum cordatum
Lineage: Eukaryota; Dinophyceae; Prorocentrales; Prorocentraceae
Source: the annotation of a GenBank genome assembly
AUGGGCGCGCGCGGCGCACCUCGAGGCACGGCGCGUGAGGUGUGGUGGCCUGGAGUCCUUUUCCCCAUUACCCUCCCAGGCACGGUGGUUCGACAGUUUGUUCAGUAUGACACGUCACCCCUUAGCCACGGUGCUUCCCAGACAGUAGGAGCGAAGCUGGAGAGCGCGCUGACAGAGAAGCUCGACGCCCAGAUGGCCAAGGCCACGAAGCUGGCGGCCGAGCUCGCCACCGUGAGGGAGCGCGAGGCGAGGCUGGCCGGCGACCUGUGCAGGACCCACGAGCAGGAGAAGGCGCUGAUCGAGCGCCUCGAGUCCGUUGGCCGGGAGCUGGCGGGGAUUGCUGGCCACGAGCUCGCCGGGGAUUUCGCUUCGAGGGCGCCACAGGGCGUCAUCCGCGAGAUGGCCGAGCUGGUGCGCUGCGAGGGCCCUCGAUCACUCUUCAAGGGCUACGUCGCAAAGGUGGCGCGCCUGGGGCCAGGCAGCGCGCUGAUCUUUGCGGUGUACGAGCAGAUGCUACAAGUGAUCUGA